AUGGAAGCGAAACAGAUUCCAUCUUCCAGGACGCCCCAAUCUGGGUCAAGCAAUACGUCGCUAAAGAGAAAUCCACAUGUCAUCUUGCAACCAAGGCCCAGUAACGACCCAAACGACCCUCUUAACUGGCCACGAUGGAGAAAGAAUCUAAAUUUUAUAUUGAUUUCCUAUUAUACCUUGAUAGUGUUUACACUGACUAAUAUCGCAACCGUGACCUGGGCGCCAGUGAACGACGAACUUGGUUUUAGCUACGCCAUACUCACUGACGCUUUCGCUGCUAGCAACGCAGCGUUGUGUAUCGGCGGAUUCCUACUCGUUCCGCUUGCAUUGAAGUUCGGACGACGACCACUUUAUAUUUUCAGCACUGCGGUUCAAUGUGGAAUGAGUAUAUGGUACGCCAGGAUGCACACUGUGGCUGACCUCAUGUUAAUCAAUCUUUUAACUUGCGCGGUCGGUUCACUAGCAGAAGUGAUGGUUCAGAUGACAGUGGCUGAUAUGUUUUACUUUCAUGAACGAGGACUCAUGAAUUCUAUCUACUACUGGUUCAUGAUCACCGGGGCUGCUCUAUCACCAUUGCCUGGUGGAAUUAUUAUCUCGAACCAAGGCUGGCGUUGGGUUUGGUGGUGGCUGGCUAUCUUGCUUGGAGCGGGCUUUGUUGUGUUUUUUUUCUGCUACGAAGAGACAAUGUUUACCCGCCCGACCACCGGAACACAGCAAAUAUCCAGCCAGCCAGAAAUGGAAGAUGCAGUUACAAACAAAGACCCAGAGGCCCUGAAGGACGCUCCUGAAAGCGGAGAGGUAAUCAUUGAUUAUUCAAUUCCCCAAAAGUCUUAUUGGCAAAAAUUGAAAUUGUGGUCGAAUUCAUCAAUGCCACUGAGUCAACUUUUCAAACACACUUACCAGCCUUUGUUGGUCAUUUUUACCAUACCGGCUGUCUUUUUCAUGGCAAUUCAAUAUGGAAUCUUGAUUUCCUGCAUUGUUCUUCCAGUCACCUCCCUGUCUUCAUACAUGACACUUCCCCCAUAUGAGUUCAAUCCUACACAAAUUGGAUUAAUGGGGCUUGCCUCUUUCACUGGUUCUAGUCUAGGGGCCUUGAUUGGUGGCUUCAUGAGUGACUAUGUUUGUCUUUACCUCGCGAAAAGAAAUGGCGGUGUCUUUGAGCCCGAGAUGCGUCUCUGGGUUUCUGUCGCCUUCGCGCCUUUCGUCCCAGCGGGUACCUUCAUUUUCGGAAUCAGUUUGAAUAAUGGCGCCAACUGGCUUUUACCGGCCUUUGGGCUGGGAAUCACUUGCUUCGGAGUUCUUCCAACUAGCAGCGCUGCACUUACAUACCUGACCGAUGCAUACACCGAUAUUAUCGCUGACUCAAUUAUGGGCGUGACUUUUGUCCGCAAUGCUAUCUUGACGAUUUUUAUGUUUGCUCUUCAGCCCUGGUCUGAGAGUGUUGGAUUGACAUGGGUCUAUGUGACAUUUGGACUCAUAACUGCUGUUAUACUCGUUGGUAAUAUUGUAUUUAUUUACUUCGGAAAGAAAUUCAGGAUCAACACUGCUGCCAGGUACCAAGGCUUUAGUGAUCGGAAACCAGAGCAGACAGAGAGAUAG
This is a messenger RNA of Botrytis fragariae, 1599 nucleotides long. Its product is annotated as putative major facilitator superfamily transporter protein. Gene Ontology annotation, biological process: transmembrane transport. The record is from RefSeq and is a predicted model, not a curated record. The transcript is spliced from 4 exons. Lineage: Eukaryota; Fungi; Ascomycota; Leotiomycetes; Helotiales; Sclerotiniaceae. Gene Ontology annotation, molecular function: transmembrane transporter activity. Bases 1 to 1599 code for a protein of 532 amino acids.